Hyalella azteca is the source of this 4946-nucleotide messenger RNA. RefSeq names its product toll-like receptor Tollo. NCBI's taxonomy places the organism in Eukaryota, Metazoa, Arthropoda, Malacostraca, Amphipoda, Hyalellidae. The record is from RefSeq and is a predicted model, not a curated record. Gene Ontology annotation, molecular function: protein binding. The coding region runs from base 688 to 4542 and encodes 1284 amino acids. Gene Ontology annotation, biological process: signal transduction. The transcript has 2 exons.
UGCAGUUAGCCCGCCUCAGGUUACUCCGUUCCUUCUGACAGUUCCAAUGCUUGCAUGGAAGGCGCUUCUUCACAAAGCAACAAGUUCUCGUCCCUUGUGCGAACGCCUGUCAUGCCGAGACGGACAAUAUGACGAAGACUAAUACUCUAGUAGGCAAAGUAGGUCGGCUGAACUAGAGCAGAAUUCUUAAUGUCCAAGGAACUACGAUCUGAUCAUCUGCCUGAAGGCAAUAAGUAAAUACGUGGUAAUUGUGUGUGAAGAGCACUGGCGUUGUCUGACGGAGUGGGAGGAGCCAGACGGCGUUCGUGGCCUCGGGCACCUCGCUGGAUGUGAGAGGCUUCCUCCGCUAGGGUUGCUCAGUGGAAUUUUUGUCCGUCAUGUGGUAGGUUGUCUGUCGCUACCAUCUGUUUUGAUAUUGUGCUCGUUGUACGUGUGCCAUUCUAUAAUUUUGCUUCCAUUUUCCUCAAGGUUAAAAAGUCCUUGUGAAGUGUACAUAAUGUGAUUCGUUUGUUUUUCACGUGCUAAAGUGUACAGGCACCAAUAUAAGAAAUCAAAUUCAUCCAAAAGUGUUUGAUAUGGAAGGAGCUUUGGCAGUUUAAGAUGGCGAGAACUUCUAGGGCUGGGAGACUAAGCUGGGUAGCGGCGGCGGAGUUUUCGCUUCGCUGAAACUGCCGUCGUGGAUGCACGAUGAAGCCCAAAGCGUGGGCGUUGUGGGUGCUGCAAUGGAUGAUGAUAUCCAGGGUGAUGGGAGCCUCCGUUGGGGCGGCCAUCGACACUCCCGAUGACUGCCAGAUGACAGGUGCUGGAGGCGAUAAAGUUAGCCUCAUCUGUCGCCUAAGGACUAUCAACAGUGAACUAGAUACGACCAACUUCAGUGUCAUCCCAGCAAGAGUUACCAUCAGCCUCGAGGUCGAAUGUAGCGAUGUCCUAUUUUUCCAGAGCGCUCUUAGAAACAAGAGUUUCGUGCAGCUCACCAGAUUACGACAACUUCAGAUAGAAUAUUGCAAAAUCGGAGAAGUUCCUCGUGAUGCUUUCGCUGGACUCGGUAAUCUUCAGAAUUUAACUUUGAAAACCUUCAACACCGACUGGUCAGCUAUGACUCUCUCAAUUGCGCCAGACGCGUUUUACCAUCAGACAGUUCUAGAAAAUUUAGAUCUUGGUGACAAUAAUAUUUGGACUCUCCCACCCAGAUUAUUUUGUGGUCUUGGAAAUCUGACUAUGCUCAAUUUGUCUCGCAAUAGACUUCAGGAUAUUAACGACCUUAGUUUCAACAACGCAAUCAAAAAAUGUGCACCACGACUGAGGCAACUGGAUCUUUCUUUCAAUCACUUUAAUGUUGUGCCCCCGUUCGCAUUUUCUGCCUUAAAAAAUUUGACAUCGUUAAAUUUGAGUCUCAACGGAAUCCAAGAUCUUGCUGAUCAAGCUUUAUUUGGCAUGUACUCUCUGGAAGUCCUUGACAUUUCAGGCAACUUGCUCAGCACCCUUCCGCCCGAACUUUUCAAAGAAAAUAAACGCCUUACCAAGCUUUAUGCAAGGAAUAAUUCCAUAACAGUCUUAGCUCCUGGACUUUUUACCGGUCUCUACAUGCUACUUGAGCUCAAUCUUGCUGAUAAUGACCUCACUAACACUUGGGUGAACUCGGAGACCUUCAUGGAUCUUCUGCGACUAGCAAGCCUGGAUCUCUCCCACAAUAAAAUCAGUCGUCUCGACGCCGCGACGUUCAGGGAUCUCACCAACUUGCAGGUGCUGAACAUGGAGCGGAACCAGCUGGAAAGCAUCAAUGAUAACACCUUUUCCGGCCUCUUCCGCCUUCACACUCUCAUCCUCUCGGAAAAUCGUCUGAAGCUUCUUACCGACCUAACCCUCGAAGGUCUUGUUGAACUGGCACACCUCAGGCUGGACUUUAAUCAAAUUUUCAGUGUUGACAGCGAUGCACUUAGAAAUUCCACCAAGCUCAAAGACUUGCACCUUAGUAAUAACUACUUGCAGGAGGUGCCCUUAGUGCUCAAAAAGCUCAGAAAUUUGCUUAGUUUAGACUUGAGUGGUAACAGCAUUUCAGAAGUGAUGAAACGAUCUUUUAAAGACUUGCAGCAGUUGACGGUGUUGAAUUUAGCAAAUAAUGAAAUAGAAACUAUAUCAAAAGAAGUUUUUAAGUAUUUAGCUAUGUUAAGAGUUUUAAAUUUAUCGCAGAAUAAAAUACGUACAAUAGAAAAUGGUGCGUUUGAUCACAAUCACAACUUGAAAGCAAUACGUGUGGAUGACAACGUGUUAACGAAUGUCCACGGCCUUUUCUCGGACUUGUCGCAGCUCAAGUGGCUUAAUCUGUCCAAGAACCACUUAGAAAUGUUUGAUUAUGCAUUCAUCCCUUUAGGAUUAGAAUAUUUAGAUCUACGAUCGAAUCUAAUUAAUGAAUUAGGAAAUUAUUUCGAACUUGAAAGUCAACUUAGUUUGCGAAUUUUAGAUGCGAGUUUCAAUAAGUUACGGGAAGUAAGUUCCAGCUCGAUUCCCGAUUCUGUUGAAAUAAUUUUUCUCAAUAACAAUCUGAUCAGCCAAAUCCAACCUUACACAUUCUUCAAAAAGAAGAAUCUCACCAGGGUAGACUUAUUUUCUAACCUCUUGCAGCAUCUCGACCAAAACGCUUUGCGGCUCUCUGUUUUAGAACCUUCAAAAUCUCAACCUGAAUUCUACAUUGGAGAGAACCCAUUACAAUGUGACUGCACCCUUCAGUGGCUGCAAAAAAUCAACGGUCCUGAAGAAAUAAGGCAAACUCCAAGAAUAGUUGACUUAGCCGCCAUUACCUGCAGGCUGCUGAAUGCUAGAGGGCAAGGUCUGCUUUCACUCCUCGAGGUCCAUAAGCUUCAAUUCCUGUGCAAGUACGAGUCACAUUGUCCCUCUCUUUGCCACUGUUGUGACUUUGACGCGUGCGACUGCGAGAUGACUUGUCCCACGAACUGCACUUGUUUUCACGACGCCUCAUGGACCGCUAAUAUAGUCGACUGUUCUGGCACAAAGCUCGUCGCGGUACCAGACCGAAUCCCCAUGGAUGCGUCCGAAGUUUACCUUGACGGCAACAGUAUUGAAUCUCUCUCGAGUCACACUUUUAUAGGGAGAAAGAAUCUACAGGUUCUUUUCCUCAAUAACAGUAGCAUCAACACUGUUUACAAUAGAACCUUCAACGGGCUCAAACAAUUGCAGAUAUUGUACAUAAACGAUAAUAAUCUGAAAUCAUUGAAAGGAUACGAAUUCGAGAACUUGGUGCUGAUGAGGGAGCUUUACCUACAUAACAACCAGCUAAUGAGCAUCCAUAACACGACAUUCAGUACCCUGAUAGCUUUAAAAAUGCUUCGUAUAGACGGCAACUUGUUAUCAGUGUUUUCAUUCAACCAACUCAGCCCCAGUCUAAUUUCGAUCCGGAUCGGUCGAAACCCAUGGACUUGCGAAUGUUCUUUUCUGGACCAGCUGAAGUAUUUCUUGUUCGAAAAUGAAGAGCCUGGCAAAAUUUCGGUUGACUCCGAAGAAGUUUACUGUAUAGAGAACGGCACGAGCCUCGAAAGCGGUGAACAAAUUACUGCGUACAAUUCGUCAGAGUGUGGCACCAAGUACAUAGAGAAAACAACAUUAGUUCGGGAUAGAGACCCUAGCGAUAGCCAAAUUUUAGUUCCAGUAGCAACGUUGAGCGGCGUUGCCCUCUUUCUAUUGAUAUUUUUCUUUGUAUUUUGUAAUCGUAACAGAAUACGAGUUUAUAUGCACGCCAAGCAUGGCGUUCGACUGUUCUACAAAAAUGAUCGCAGUGAAGAUUCCAGUAAGGUGUUCGAUGCAUUCGUUAGCUACAGCUCCAAAGACGAAGUUUUCGUUACUCAAAUCUUAGCCCCUGAGCUGGAAAGAGGGAGUCCUUCCUAUAAGCUGUGCUUACACUACAGAGAUUUCCCUGUUGGUGCGUACGUCACUGACAGUAUUUUGAGCGCCGUCGAGUCUAGCAAGCGAACGGUGCUUAUUUUAUCCGACAACUUCAUUAAGUCGGAGUGGAUGCGAUACGAGUUCCGCUCGGCACACCACGAGGUGUUGCGCGAUCGUUGCCGCCGUCUCAUCGUUAUCCUUCUGGGUGAAGUUUCUAUGGGGGACUUGGACCCAGACUUGAGACUCUACCUGAAAACGAACACAUGGCUGAGGUGGGGUGAUGCCAAUUUCUGGCAUAAACUUAAAUUUGCGAUGCCAGACGCAAGACCGCCCUCUAGAACACACCAGCUAAGGGCAAUACAGCAGCAGGAGUGUCAGGAACAAUCCCCCAGUGAAACAGCUGUGUCCCAGACGAGCAUACCUGCCCAAACGACGUGUCAUUACACUUCACAGACUCAACCGCAACAAACUAUCAUCUUGCCUGACCAGCAACAAGUUCAGGAGAUCAACCUACAGCACAUCACCUCACAUCAGGCCCUUCAUCAGCAUGUGCAUCACGUGCAACAUCACAACCACAACCACAAUUCGGUGCGUCAUGCUCAUCAUCACCAUCAUAGACACAACAACUCUAAUAGUGGUUCCUAGCCACAAGCCUGCUGUGUCUGAUAGUGUCUAGUAGUUCUCAUUCUACUGUAGAUUUAGCCAUCUAUUGCCGAGUUUGGGCGAGUGCAUUUCUACUGUAGAUUUAGCCAUCUAUUGCCAAGUAAGGGGGGGGGUGAAUUUUGCCAUUUAUUGCCUAGUAAGGUAAAGGUGGCUGGAUUCAGCCAUUCAUUGCUAAGGAAGGUUGGCUGGAUUUAACCACGUUUUGCCAAGUAAAGGUUGCUGAAUUUUCUCGCUCAUAUCAAUGAGAUGAAACCCAAACGUUAAAUGUGGAGGAUAUUUUUACCUUUUUUUAGCUAGAGCAAUGGAUUUCGUUGGCUUGCUUCUUUCAUUAUGGUCUUAUUUUUUAAUAAAAAAUUAACUAAUAUCUUCGGAAACUUACUUGUGCA